Molecule: messenger RNA, 621 nt
Organism: Closterium sp. NIES-65
Lineage: Eukaryota; Viridiplantae; Streptophyta; Zygnematophyceae; Desmidiales; Closteriaceae
Source: the annotation of a GenBank genome assembly
AUGCCCUAUGAGCCCUUUCCCUCAGUCUACCCGAUCACUCUUGAGGAGGCGGUGGAGGAGGAGGAGGUGAUCGCACCUCCUGCUAUGCCCUAUGUCCCUACUUCGGUCCCCACCCCACCUCCGCCUUCCGUUUACCCCCGUGUGGUUCCCCCUGCCCCGCCUUCUGCCCCUGCCUCACCCCCUUUGGCUUCCGCGCCUCCUCCUGUUAUUCCCUCUCCCCUUCCACCCUCCAUCCCUCCUGCCCCUGCUCCAUCCUCCUCUUCAUCUUCCACGGUGCCGCCCGUUGGUGAGGGGGGGAUAGUGGUGCCGCCGUCUAUGGUGAUCACCGACGUGCAGCGCCUUGUGACUAAGCAGCUGCAGGAGGAGAGCAGUAUGGAUGGAGUGCAGCAGAGUGGGGGGAUGGAGAGUGGGGAGCAGCAGAUAGGGGAGGAGCAGAUUGGGGACCAGCAGAUGGUGGACCAGCAGCCAGGGGAGCAGCAGACACGAGAGCCACAGACGGGGGAGCAGGAGAUGUGGGGAAUUAGAGAUGUGGUUGAGCCGGCGGGUUUGGAUGACGAGGAGGAGGACGAGGAGUGGACGGACCUGGACCCAGACGUGGUGGCCGACCUUGAGAGGGAGUAG